Molecule: messenger RNA, 1927 nt
Organism: Galendromus occidentalis (western predatory mite)
Lineage: Eukaryota; Metazoa; Arthropoda; Arachnida; Mesostigmata; Phytoseiidae
Product: AMMECR1-like protein
Exons: 5
Coding region: 276-926 (216 amino acids)
Source: RefSeq, a predicted model, not a curated record
ACUCUUUCUUCUCUUUCCGACCUCAGCUGGUCAGGGGAGAUUAGAUGGGCGGAGAAACGAACAACGAUGCGGGAACUCUCAUAUGAUUUCUGGUAACUCUCUCGAGAGCCUUGGUUCUGAAUCACUCUUCGGCGGCAACGCUGUCGCUGAUCUUGGAAUACGACGAACUUUUUGGAACGCAGUUAUUCAUGAGAAGAGUCGUAUCCGCUUGACGACACAAGCCUUCCCAGGAACAGUGAGCGACAUAUCGAUUUUUUCACCACCUGAAGAAGGUCAUGGAUUCGCCAAAAUCGGCCAAGAAAGCCAAACUGGCGAAUGGAAACCUAGAACCAUCGCGCGUCGCCAGGAAAGAGAUGUGUUUCUAUUGUUUCGAUGUCCUGUACAAUAAUCUCCAUCACAUGGAGUCCCCGUCUGAGCCUAAGUUCACCAACGAGAGCUAUCCGCUGUUCGUUACGUGGAAAGUGGGUCUCGAAAAGCGCUUACGAGGCUGCAUAGGAACUUUCAUUCCGACGAAAUUGCACAAUGGUUUGAAAGAUUACGCGCUCACGAGUGCAUUAAAGGAUUCGAGGUUCGAACCCAUUAGUAAGGACGAACUGCCCCGUCUCACUUGUGCUGUGUCCCUCCUCACGAAUUUCGAGGACGCCAAGGAUUAUCUCGAUUGGGAGAUCGGCACUCAUGGAGUACGCAUCGAGUUCGAAACUGAGAAGGGUUGUCAUCGGAGUGCGACUUUCCUGCCCGAAGUAGCUGCAGAGCUAGAUUGGGACCACGUUCAAACAAUCGAUGCUCUUCUACGAAAAGGAGGAUUCCGCGGCAACAUCAGUUCGGAUGUGCGGAAAUCCAUCAAGGUCGUCCGUUAUCAAUCUGAGAAAGUGCAUGCUUCCUGGCAGGAGUAUCGGGAGCAUAUCGAAGCCAUCCACUGUGGCUAGGCACCCUUUUUUGAUGUGAGGAAGGGCUGUCCAGUCGACCAAGCACAAAACGGUCGAGAAAUUCCAUCGAGCACUUCGUAUACGACAUUUGAAGCUUCCUGACGUUUAUCUCAUUUCUCCUGGCGUUGCCUCAUGAAGCCGGAUCAAUAUAGAUUUCUCCCCAGUAUGUGCUCGAUGGGGUGACAGCCCCUGAGUGUCGCUUCUCAAAGAUAUAAUUAGGUGUGCGUCGCCGAGCGCAGCGCUCGAAUGAGACUCGAUUACGGAAACGACGGCGAAAACAAUAAAUGGCAAACUAUUCCUAUUCUGCACUAGCUCCGUCAGGAAUGUCGAUUUGCAUUCCGCGCCUCAGCUACUAUCAUUAAAGUCCCCACGAUCAGACCGAGCUCGUCGGAAGACAAUUCGAUUUCUACUCGACCUCGCCCGUCAAGUUCUAUUUCUAUCCAGCUCGCUUGCGUCUCGGUGCAGAAUGAAGUUGACUGCUUGAACUCUUCUGGAAGAUAAUGUUCACAAAUCUGCUGAUGUUUCUCUACAUAAUGCGGGAAUAUAUUGAAUUAAUGAUUUAAUUUCUGAAUUCGGGAUGCUCGAUCGGUGUGUAUUAAGAUUAAGCGUAGGAAAUGAGGGAACAAGAGAGAGUCCCGGAGUGUUUGGUGGAGAAUGUUCAAGCUUACGAAGCGGGAAAUCCGCGAGGAGACAAUAUCGGCCGUUCGGAGGUACCCUCGACCCGAUUUGUGGGGCAAUGCUUAACGAUUGAUUGAUUCGACGGUGUGUGGGUCGAGAGAGCAUAUUCCCAGGAUGGGAGCAACAUCGUUGCAAGCAACAUUGCUUGGUGAAUACUGAUAAUCCCUACAUGUUAUAGCUGAUUACUGAUUACGAAUAAGCGCUAUCAUGAUAAAUGAUGAUGAAUGUUUCUUUCUUGCGGAAGUAAGCGAGAAUCGUCGAGAGGCAGGGAGACGUUCGGAAGAAUUUAGACUCAAACUCUCAAUAAAUUAGAUCGAUAGUUC